CUUUCUUCGACGCAGAUGAGCUCAAUACUACAGACUCUCUCCUGCCUCAUCCUCAUCCUUCUUGUCUGGAACCAAGUGCCAGGGCUCCAGGGUCAUGAGUUCCGGUUUGGGCCUUGCAGAGUGGAAGGGGUGGUUCUCUCAGAACUGUGGGAGGCCUUCUGGGCUAUGAAGAACACUGUGCAAACUCAGGAUGACAUCACAAGUGUCCGGCUGUUGAAGUCGCAGGUUCUUCAGAAUGUCUCGGAUGUCGAGAGCUGUUACCUUGUCCACAGUCUGCUGAAAUUCUACUUGAACACUGUUUUCAAAAACUACCACAGCAAAGUAGCCAAGUUCAAGAUCUCGAAGUCCUUCUCCACUCUGGCCAACAACUUUCUUGUCAUUGUGUCAAAACUGCAGCCUAGUAAAGAAGAGCACAUGCUUUCCAUUAGUGAGAGUGCACACCGGCGGUUUUUGCUGUUCCGCAAAGCAUUCAAACAGAUGGACACAGAAGCGGCUUUGGUGAAAGCCUUUGGGGAAAUGGACAUUCUCCUGACCUGGAUGCAGAACUUCUACCAACUCUGA
Molecule: messenger RNA, 561 nt
Organism: Onychomys torridus (southern grasshopper mouse)
Lineage: Eukaryota; Metazoa; Chordata; Mammalia; Rodentia; Cricetidae
Gene: Il24
Product: interleukin 24
Exons: 5
Coding region: 16-561 (181 amino acids)
Source: RefSeq, a predicted model, not a curated record